UCCAACUACUGCGCUCACACCUUCAACUGCGUCCGCUGCUCUCACCGCACCUCGUCGCCAGCACCCUACCCGUGGCGCCCGCCGCCCGCUGACUUACUCCUGGCCGUCCGCUGAGCUUUGCAUCUCGCUGCCGCCUGGCUAUUUUGGGAUACCCAGCUGCCGACAGCUACCUCUCACCGGCCCGCCUGCCGAGGCCAUUGCGCGAACGCCUCCUCGAUAUAUUUACUGACGAGGAGCCCGCUCGUCGCCCGCCGCCAUGGCGAACCACAGCUCUGCGCCGCUGUCGACGCCGCGCGCAAGGAACGGCGAACCCCAGCCUGCUCCGCCCCAUGCCUCUGCCUCGACCGCAGCCGAGCCCGCCUCGACCAAACGCGAUCUGACAAGUUGGUGGAAGCAGUUCAAGCGCGGUAAUCCCCGCAAGGAAGAGGAGAAAGAACCCGUCCCUCAAGGGAUCUUUGGAGUCCCUCUCGAUAGGAGUAUAACGUAUGCCAAUGUUGCUAUUUCACUCUUCAAUGAAGGAGGGGAAAGUUAUAUAUACGGCUAUGUGCCCAUUGUUGUUGCGAAGUGUGGUGUCUUCUUAAAGGAAAAAGCAACCGACAUCGAGGGAAUUUUUCGUCUUGCUGGGUCAGAGAAACGGAUAAAAGAGCUCAAGACUCAAUUCGAUACGCCUGAUCGGUAUGGGAAAGGGCUGGACUGGACGGGGUAUACAGUCCACGAUGCCGCCAAUAUUCUCCGGAGAUACUUCAACCAACUACCGGAACCCAUAAUACCGCUGGACUUCUACGAGCGCUUCAGACAGCCUCUUCGAAACCACCAGGCUGAAGCAGUUGGACCCAUGGAUGGCCAGGCACCUUCAACCGGAGGCUUUGAUGUCAAUGCCGCCAUCAGAAUAUAUCAACUGCUGAUCAAGGAUCUACCUCCACUAAAUCGGCAACUAUUGCUCUACAUCCUCGAUCUUCUCGCGGUCUUCGCAGCCAAAGCCGACGUCAACAAGAUGACGACCUCCAAUCUUGCAGCUAUCUUCCAGCCAGGAAUCUUGUCCCAUCCAUCACACGACAUGUCUCCCAACGAGUAUCGUCUAAGUCAGGACGUCUUGAUAUUUCUGAUUGAGAAUCAAGACCACUUCUUGAUCGGCAUGGAAGGGACUGCGGUAGAUGAAGGGACUGUUAAACACAUUGAGAGCGGUGCUUCGACCCCACAGGCUCGCACUCCGACGACACCCGCUCGAGUAAAGUCUACCGGCCUCGGGAGAUCAGCAUCCACCGCAAGUGCCGUCAGUGCAAGUGCUGGCGCCGACAAUGUCAAAAGAUAUGGAUUCGUCAAGAGGAAUGUUUCUGUCUCUUCGAGGGGUUCACGGCACUCAGGUGUUGCCCCUAGUCCAGUGACGCCUUCGUUUGCAACACCAACGUCAGCAUCUGGUGUUCACAGGAGUAACACUGUUCCGUCACAACGGUCGCCUGCCAUCGGCCCAGCUCGGUUCUCCCGUGAAAAGAACUCAGACCCCCCCACACCGACUGAAGCCCCAGGCAUCGCUCCGGUACUCGAGCAAGCUAUUGUCGCAGCGCCAUCUCCCCAGAAGCAGCAAGACCCGGUACCUGCACCUGCACCUGCACCUGCUCCAGCUCCAGCUCCAGCUCCAGCUCCAGCUCCAGCUUCAGAACCCGUUCAACAAGCUCCCGUGCCUGCACCUGUGCCAGUCCAGCCAGCGACAACUCUGCCACCUAGCGAACCACGUCCAUCGGCAAUUGUUUCUCCUCCAUCAAGCGAAGACGUAACUCCGACGCCGCCUGCGGUUAGCGAGGCUAGGUCGAUGUUAAUGUUGGCUCCCGAGACACAAGCUCCCAGGCACAUCAGUCACUCGCCAGCUAGGGAAAGGUCGGAAUUUGUGGAAGGGCCGAUAGACAGUCCGAAGACGCCAACGUUCGAGUCGAUGCCCGGAACGGCGCGCACAUUUACUCAGAUUCUCAAGAAUCGCCCGUCUCCUCAGUCUGCCGAGGAAAAGAAGGUCGAGGAGAGGAAGACCGAGGAGAAGAAACGGCCCAACAAGCUUCAGAAAAAGGGCCGUGUUCCUAGCAGUGCGAACCCAAGCGCACAGAGCUCAACGCAUUCUCUGUCUGGCCACACCAUGACAAUGGACCAGCCACCGUCGCCCCUACCUCCUGGGAUGUCGUCAAGUUACCACUCUGCUUACUCUGGAGAUCCCUUCUAUACGUCUCACCAAGAAUCCAACCCAUCGAGGACGUCAGGAUCUACGUUGAAGCCGGCCCCCUCGCCUUCUCCGUCCUUCAAGUCACACUCAACGGCAGCGGAAUACUCCGAGGGCGAUGAUUCCGGAGCUCUGAACAGCGAGAAAAGGGAGAAGAAGCGAUGGCACAUGCAUAAGCGCGACGAGAGCAAGUCAACAGUCACGCCGACAGCCAGCCAGACUGCCUUCGGGUCGGUAAUUGGUGCUGAGAAGAGCAUGAGCUCGUUCAACAGCUCUAAUCAAGGGCGGCGCAGUCUGCAAAUGGACAACAACCAGUACGGUCAAUCACCACCUGAGCCGUCAACCCUACCAGGCAGUUCAACGGAGCCAGCGAGCUCUUCUAGAGACGGCGAGAAGAAGGGCCUCUUCAACCGCUUCCGCGAGAAGAUGCACGAGCGGAAGGAGGAGAAACAGCGGCUGAAGAGCCCGCCUGGUAGCACGGUUGACUUGCCUGCGUCAGGACAGACUCUGGGAAGGCCGAUGGAACCGAUGCCGGUAAGGGGGAAGAGCAUGGAUGUGCCAAGAGACAACAAGCAGGAAAGGCAGGUCGAGUCUCAGCCUCAGGCUGCUCCUCCGGCUGUUGAGCAGAAACCUGGCCCUGCACCAGCUCCCCCUACCCAAGCUCAACCUCCUCCGACAGCUGCACAGGCUCAACCCGCUCCUGGUGUACCCUCGGAGCAGACCCCGACAAAUGCUAAUGCCCAGAUUUAGUAUUCGUCUUGAAGCUCUAGUAGUAGAGAAGGUGCUGAUGACGGGUUCGGUCGAGUCGCUGCAGUGGUCUGAGCGUUGGAUGUAGGGGCUGUGUGUCGAUUCGAAGACGUAAUGAGGUAAUUGGAUCGACGAAAGGCGGGGGGGGUUUGAGUGUUGGUUGCGGUAACAAUUGGAGCGAACGCGACGAAUUAGGUCGGAAGAAAUGUUUGGGUUUCAGCAC
Molecule: messenger RNA, 3176 nt
Organism: Mytilinidion resinicola
Lineage: Eukaryota; Fungi; Ascomycota; Dothideomycetes; Mytilinidiales; Mytilinidiaceae
Product: RhoGAP-domain-containing protein
Exons: 3
Coding region: 257-2956 (899 amino acids)
Biological process (GO): signal transduction; activation of GTPase activity; regulation of fungal-type cell wall organization
Cellular component (GO): cell cortex
Molecular function (GO): GTPase activator activity
Source: RefSeq, a predicted model, not a curated record